Messenger RNA from Agelaius phoeniceus (red-winged blackbird), 1116 nucleotides. NCBI's taxonomy places the organism in Eukaryota, Metazoa, Chordata, Aves, Passeriformes, Icteridae. The record is from RefSeq and is a predicted model, not a curated record.
AUGGCUCGGCGCGGCGGCCACCGCAGCGCCUUUCUGUGGUUCGUGCACGACCAGCUGCCCGAGCUGGAGCGGCGCGGGCUGUCCGUGGCCUGUGUGGGGGACGCUGUCCCCCACUGCUCCCAGGCAUGGGAGUCCCUGACAGAGGAAGAGAAGACGAUGUAUGCAGAGAAGGCUCGUACGUGGAAUAGCAAGAAACGCUCUCAGAAGACAGUGAAGGUGCCUGAUCCAGUUCCUGCUCCUCUGACCACAAAGAUGCCCAGUGUUACUCCUCUGCCAGAUGCCUCUGCUCUGUCUUGGAAGAAUGAUCAGGAUAUGGUUGCAGACAUCUUCUACUUCCUGGACAUUUACAGCUAUGGGAAGCUGCCACCCCACUGCGAGCAGCGCUUCCUUCCCUGUGAGAUUGGGUGUGUCAGGUACUCCCUGCAAGAUGGCAUCCUGGCUGAUUUCCACCACUUCAUAGAUCCAGAAGUACCACCACGUGGUUUUCGGUACCACUGCCAGGCUGCUGGUGAUGAAACCCAUAAGAUCCCCAUAUCUGGAUUUCACCUUCCUCGUUCUUGUUACGCCGUUGUCCUGCAGGAACUCAUUGAGUUUGCCCAGCCAGCCGGGGGUGCUCAGCCUCGCUUCUUCUGCAGGUCUAAUGACAGAUUCCGAAUCAACUGGUGUCUUGGUCGAAUGGCCAGCAUAACAGGCAUUGGGAGCCACUGGGAGCUUUUUGCAGUAGAAGACCUGCUAAUGAAACUGUACCAGAAGAAAUACCAAAAGGAGCCAUCCAACGUCUGGGUGUAUAGAAAACUGGAUGUCUGCCUGUGGGAUUUCUCCAGUAAUACCAGGUGCAAGUGGCAUGAGGAGAAUGAUAUAAUCUGCUGUGCUCUGGCAUCCUGUAAGAAAAUGGGUUACUGCAUCAGUAAAUCCUUUGCUGGUGUGUAUGGAGUCCCACUAACAGCAGCUCACCUUCCUCUGCAAGACUCUGAUUGUGAUCAAGGCACAAAUACCAGGAUUGUAAAACUGGAUGCUGGAUGUACCCAGAAAAUGAAAGCUGAAAGUUCUGGAUGCAACAAACCUUGGGGUUCUCCAAGACAGGAUCAAGAGUUUGUUCCUUCUAAUUAUAACUAG